This is a messenger RNA of Penaeus chinensis, 675 nucleotides long. RefSeq lists its product as uncharacterized. The transcript has 3 exons. The record is from RefSeq and is a predicted model, not a curated record. Bases 1 to 675 code for a protein of 224 amino acids. NCBI's taxonomy places the organism in Eukaryota, Metazoa, Arthropoda, Malacostraca, Decapoda, Penaeidae.
AUGCCUUUUGGUCUAGCCACAGCACCUUACACUUUACAGAGGGCUGUCAAUGCUGUCUUACAUCCAGUUUUAGGAAGACACACGCUUGCCUUUUUAGAUGAUGUCGUCGUGGCCUCUGGAAGCUUCGAAGAACAUAUGGACCAUCUGGACAAACCAAUGGGUCUGUUAGCAAAGGCUGGUUUCGGGCUGAACCUGAAGAAAUGUAAGUUUGCUGUGAACACUUUAAAAUUCUUGGGUCAUCUAAUUACUCCCAAUGGUGUACUUCUAGAUCCUGAUAAGGUUAAGAAAGUUGCGUUUCCUAUCAUCGACAUUGAAGCCUUGGUAGUGGUUGAAGCGGUUAGAACCUUCGAUCCCUACUUGUAUGGUAGGCAUUUUAAGAUAAUCACUGACCAUUGUCCACUUGUGCACACGGUUGUCGCCACUCAGCAAGAAGACCCUCUUUGGAAUGAAGUUCGUGACUACUUGCAAGAACGCCGGAUGCCUAGGCAAAGGAUCCCGCAGAAUCUUGAAGAAUUUGAACUAAGAGCUGAUCUCCUAUACCAUCUUAGGGUCCUCCCUGGGAGAGUAAUUAGCCAACUAGUGAUUCCUCGUACUCUGAGGACUAGAGCUCUGGAUGCUAUUCAUGCAGAUGCAGCUGCUGCCCAUCAAGAAUCUUCAGAACCUACUGUCGCCUAA